Messenger RNA from Daktulosphaira vitifoliae (grape phylloxera), 2794 nucleotides. RefSeq lists its product as uncharacterized. Bases 30 to 1691 code for a protein of 553 amino acids. The transcript has 2 exons. The record is from RefSeq and is a predicted model, not a curated record. Lineage: Eukaryota; Metazoa; Arthropoda; Insecta; Hemiptera; Phylloxeridae.
UAAAAAUCGUCUUAUAAAAUUAAAAAAACAUGUAUAAAAAAGUUAUUUUAUAUGAGUUUUUCUUAUAUUGGCAAUUAAGUCAAGUUAUAAAUGUAUAUUGUGAUUCUCAAAGUAAAAAAUUUAAAAAAUAUCUUAUCAACUCAUUAAACCACAUUCGUGUUCAAAAUGGAUGGGACUUAAUUCAAGAAACAGAAAUUAAACUUGAGCACUUCACAAUUAACACCAUAAGCAUCACAAGUGAAAUUAUCGAUGAAACUAACUUUAUACAAAAACUCUACUUUAUAACUUGUCUCUUAAAUUGUGAAUUUACUAAUAUAUUGCAAACUUUCAAUGCAAUGUUAGGCCUUAUUUUAAAUAAGUGUGAAGUGACUGUUUUAAACAAUCAAUGUACUGAAUUAAAAUAUUGCACAAAUCUUAUUAUUAAUAUAUUUAAAUGUUCAGUAAAUAUGUUUCAAAAUAUGUUGAAAACAGCAAAAUAUCUCGACAAAAUUGAUCUACGAAUUAUAGACUCGCAUACUUUUAAUAUUAAAACUGUAGAUUCUGAAAUAAAUUUUUUUUACACACACGCAUUAGAGUUAAUCAAUGACUCAUUAGUUAAUUUAUAUAGUAUUGAAAGAUGGGUAAAUAUUUAUGAAAAUAUAAAAGAUUUCAAUAGAAAAGCUGAAUUAGUGACAACAAAUCUUUACAAAAUUAGAAAAGUGUGUGGGGCAGAAUAUAAAAGUUCUAUUUUAAUCAAUUUAAUUAUGAAAUAUAAUAUCGAUCAAAUGGAAAAGCUGGUAGAGGAUUCCUACGAUUAUAUUAAUGAUAUUUAUAAAGAUCUUGAAUUAUAUAUUUUGGAUAGAACUGAAAACUGUUACUCAAAACUAGGCUUUGAACAAUUAAUUGGAACAAAUACGUUCAAGUAUAUUUAUUUCAAAAGUAAGAAGUAUUGCAAUAAGGAAGGUAUUGAUUUGUGUAAUCAUUUUAUAUCUCACACUGGUUGGAUGUCAUGGGAACAUAUAGCUGUUGAAACUGAAUCUACAAAAGGAAUACCACUGUAUUUUAAAGAUAUUUUACAAAUGGUUGAUAUGAAUAAUUAUAAUUUCAUGCAGUCAUAUCUUGCACUUAUUUUAAGAUGUCGCUAUAUUGAAAUAUUCAAUAAUUUUAAUGUAAUGUUGGGACAUAUAAUUAAUGCUUGUAAAUAUGAAAAUAAAAUUAAUUGUGCAAUUAAGCUUUAUGAAACACUUAUGUCAUCCGAUGAUAUGUUUAUUAAAAUGUUAUUUGCUCUCAUUACUUUGAGACACUACUCAAAAGAUAAACAAUAUAUACGCCAAGAAUUAUUAACAGAAAAAGUGAUAGAGUUUUUUAUUGAUUUUCUUUAUGAUAUUAGAAAAAAGUAUUUUUCCACAUUGUUAUUUAUUAAUGAUGGAAUUUAUGAAGCUCAAUCGUUUCUUGAAGACGUAGAUCACGUUUAUACUUUAAUUUUACAGAGGAAAUUUUAUGACGUAAUUCAAUAUAACAUGAAAUAUUGCAAAAUUAUGAAAUGUGAAACAGAUAUAAUUACAACAUUUGAACAAUUGAUUCAAACCAAUACCUUAACAGAAUAUAGUACUCUUCAUGUUAUGUGUGAUUAUUUAGAAACAUUUUUUCUAAACGUUGUGAAAAAUGAUUAUGAGUAUUUAGGUUUCAAUGAUUUGCCUAGUAAACUUUGAUUUUUUAUUGAAGACUUAAUAAAAUAUUGGAUAAAUGUUAUUAUAAAAUAAUUAUUUUUUCCUAAAAAUAUUUGUAAUACGACAAAAAGUUUUCUUUUUUGUAUAUUUGUAUAUUAUGGUAAUAUUUUACUUUGGUUGAGCCGAUUUUGGGACGUAUAACUGUCGUGCUUUAUCGGUAAUUCUGUGCUUGAUGUUCGGUGGAUACCCUAAGACGUUAAUCUUAUUUUCUAAUUCCAAAAUUUGUAGUCAUAAUAAUAUUUUAGCUUCGUUGCGAAGCUGAAAUAUAUUAGUUUUACUAUGAUUUUUAUCACUAUCAGAUUAAAUCUAUACUUGACCUACCUAUGCUGCGAUCCCACUUUGCUAGGUUUUUUUUUAUUUCUAUUUUUUUUUUUUGUGUGUCUGUUACCAUAUAUUCUCAACUAUCACUGAACCAAUUUCUUUCUGCGAUAAGUCAAAAGAUUACAAAUCUAUUAAAAGUAAUUACCCUCAAAAAUUGAUAAAAUAAAUUAUGAUUUAUUUUUAUUAUGAUUGUUUUUAAUUUUGCUUUUUUUUAAUCAGACUUGUUCAUUUUUAAUUUUAGUGUUUUUGCACUAUUGAGUGAUACAUUUGUAUCAUAUACUUCAUUAAUAACAAAUUCUUUGCAAAUUGUAACUUUUAAUUAAAUCAGUGGUAUGUAUACUAGUUUUAUGAAUCGUGUUUUUCUGUUUCUAUAUCUAUUAAAGAAUUUUUUAUUUUUUAAAUUUUUUCUAUACCCGUGUGUCUUUAAACCAACAACCUUCUAUUGAAUGAAAACGAACAGUAGUAUAUAAAUAGCCGGUACGGGCCUUCAAAGGUGCCGACAAUGACGUCAUGUAUUGUUCUUGAGGAACAAUGGGUGCACAGGUGAGAUGCAGUCCGCCCUGGAGACGUCACACCUAACCUACCAUAACCCCCCUGACCCCGACGCCUGUUGGGAACUGUAUCCAGGUGAAAUCAAGUGCAGUUUCUGACGUUAUCCCCCUAGCUGACGUUACACUUGAUCUUUGACCUAAGGUAAGCCCUAUGUUGGGCCAUAGCUGAUGACACACCCAAACUUUGAUAUAAGGUAUGCCCUAUGACGUCAC